UGAUAUGUCAAAUUCCAAACUCUAUUUGUCUGGUGUAAUUUCGUGUUGGUUCUAACUAAAUAUUACAUCUUUUUCUUUAUAUAUUUACAGUGUUUGAUAUAUUAAAUGUAGUUAUUUCUUAAAAAUUAUUAGUGAUUUUAUAUAUAGUGCCAAAUUGAUGUUUCGUCUUUACUGGUAUUAUGAAUCAGGUUGAACAAAAUAUAAACAAAGAUAUGAUUGAUUCUGAUCUAAUCGACGUGGAAUCUUUGGAUUUUUCCGAUAGUCAGACAUGGUUGUACACACUGCCAGAUGACUCUGGCAAUAAAGUGGACAUCAUUGAUUGGAACCUGUCCUGUGACUGGCCCGUCAAUGAGGACAAUGAGUAUGUUAAGUUGGAGAAAGAUCUUUAUGCUGUACUCGACAACAUACUCAAAAAUGAAAUCGUCACGUUGCCAGACAAACACAAAUUCGACUCGAGAACAUACGUGAAACCGAAAAAACGAGUUCAGAGGCCGAGUAUACAAAGCAUCGUAGAGGUCGCUUCAAAUCCAUCGUCCAUGUCUCCAAACCCCUCUCUUAACCAGUCCACAAACAAAUAUUUAACGUACAAUAAAUACAAUAUGCCACUGGGCCCAAUCAGUCCAAUGUUGAGAUUAAAAACCUUCAACGUUGAUACGAAUACAGAAAACAGUCAUGCUGUCAAAGAGUACGCAAUGAAAAGAAGGAGUUUAGUUCAAGAUGAUGAUCCACAGCUGGAAGACCUGGAUGUAUUGCCGUCAGGUGACCCAUCGGAUCGUCUAUCGGAACACAUGCCUUCGAAACCAAUUAACAUAGAUCUGUCACAGCCGGCGCAUAACUUCAACAAUACAUUUAACAAGGGUCUCUCAAACAUAAUGAACGAGCGUGGUAGUCUGAAUAUGUACCAGAGUGGCGAGUCACUUAUGCGGAUGUCCCCACCGAGCCUCGUGUCUUCCUUACUUAUGGAGAGCUCUGGGACGUUUAACGCUGAGUCGCUCGACAGUCGAAAGUCCCUACCCUCACAUAGGGAUUCAGGUGUACCGAUGUCAGGCCGUGAUAGUAUCGACCCAAUGCUGACAAGUAUGACAUUAAGUAUCCUAGACGAAAAAGAUAUGAGCACAAGUUUCCUAUCGCAAACCACAUAUCCAGAUAAUGAUAGCCUAAUGGACUCUUUACCUCCGAGCCUGGUCAGCUCAGUCAACUCUUCCUAUAUCAUCUCCAACACAUCAAAACCAAAAGCUGAUAACACCGAUUCAAAUAUAUUUAGUUCAGCCACAUUCACACAUUUAGAGCAGUCCGAAAAACUUCUCUCGGCAAGACCUAGGUGUCAAAUGUAUAAUAGCUUCACAAAAAAAGACCCACCGAUCCGAACACCUGAGAGCUACACAAAACCCCGAGAAGAGAGUUGUCAAAUGGACCCCGUUAAAGUGUUAAACGAGAACUGUGAUAAAAAAGACUCACCUAAACAGGUCCCGCCUAAAAUGAGCCCAGAGAUGGGAGAGACAAUAACGCUACAUUACGCUAAUAACAAAUUUAGCAGAGCAAACGAUGCAGAGAAAGAAAAUUUAAACGCGACGUUCGAACAAGAUGACGCGUUUUACAAAGAUAUGGGCAUGCAGAGGACAACGGAUUUAGGGAAAAACAGCCUGAACGUAACCCUGGAUAAGCAGGAGUUGAACGAAAUCAUACAGGCUCGGCAGAAGCUGUCUCUGGCGAGGAAGGCGUUGCCAACAGAGCCGGAUAACCAAGACACGUCGCCUAUCAAAACGAUACAGCUGCCGAAUCAAACGAUCACCGUUCCGAGACAAAGCAUGGAGAACGCAUCAGAGCUGCUGUCCAAGCGGAGAGCGUUGAACGGCGGAUUUGAUAGACACGACGAACCUACCAGAGAGACGCCGAAACGGAACGCGACCUUCAAGAAGCCAUCGCCGAAGAACAACGCCAUGGACACGACAGUGGUGUACGUGAAAACGGACGAGAACCAAAUGAUCGAUAUCAACUCGGCUACUUUGAACCUCAUCGAUGCCAGCGAAAGGACGUUGCAACAGGAGGAGUGGUGCUCGCAAGAACGUGCGAUGGUCGGGUCUAGUGAGAGCACGGACACUGGCACGUUCAGCUCUUCCAGUCCUCCUGAUAGUGUGCCUGAGGCGGAUCCACUUAAUCACACGCGCACACAAAUAGCUUCAACACCACUGACAGCAAUCAAAAAGGGCACCAAAAAUGAUCUAUUAAACCUACACACCACCAUAUCACCCAUUUAUGAUAUGAUCGAUGAUAAAUCCUAUACCGUAACCAAAGCGCUCAGUUCCAAUUCAGCGAUGGAAAGGACUUUCGAUCUACAUAAUACAACAGUCAUAAAUAGUGGGACAAUUGUGAAAAAAUCCGCCAAAAGGGAUAUCUUAUCCUGCAAGGCUAGCCCUGAGAAGAAGAUGGGACCAGCGGUUCCACCUACGUCAUCUCCAAGCAGAAUCUCAUCUCUUAAUACAGGCACUCACAGUUCGAUGGCUCCACCAAGCAACGUACCGAGAAAAACUAACUUGCCGACCUCCAAACUUAGGCAGUAUAGCUCACACAGAGAACUUAGCAGGAUACCCGGUGGCAACCCUACCGGACUGCCCCGCAGCUCGGCCGGGCGCACGAUGGUCCGGCGCGGGGUGUACGCCUCCAACCCCGCGCUCAGCCCCACGUCCGCCGCGCCGCCCGUCACACCCUUACGGCGGGAGUCGUACACACUCACCAUUGACACACAGAAUGAUGACCAGCCCCAGAAGCCGGUCGUCACCGCGCCCCCCGCACUCGUCCGACAAGGCACCGAGACGUUACGCAGGGAGCGGCCGCAGAGUCAACUGGUGGCACCCAGAGAUCUGCGAGGCGGCGCUACGGUCGGCAGCGGCGUCCCAGUAUCGAUGCGAAACCAUCAUAUGCCCCCACCAACGACACGGCCGUACUCGAUAGCGGGCGCCUCCCAGCUUCGAGUUGCGAGGCCAAUUUCGGUGCCUUCACAGAAACCAGCGCCAGUGGCAACAGUAGCGGCGACAACUGAGCAGCCGCGGCCAGCGUCGUCGGAGGCGCGCGUGUCGGCACUACCGCGACCAUCGCGGCUUCCCGCGCCUCGCCGCGCGCUCAGACCGCCAUCAGUAUACUCAGUAGCGCCGACAGCGGACGUGGACCAUUACUGACGAAUACUCUGCUGUGCCAACGUGCUGGGCGCGAAGCCCUAGCGCACCCAGUAAAUUUAGAGUUACUAACGACUGACCGAAGUAACACUGUGUCUUGAAAUUUACCAUUGUGAUGGUUAUUCGCUUCACUAAAUACAUUUUUAGACCUUUGUUUUUUUUUGUAGAUGUUUUUAGAACCAAUUGUUGCCAGUAUUUAGAUGUACUGUUAGGGCUCUUUCACACGUGCCGCGGCGCAAAUCAAGUGAUCGCAGAGAAACAUGCUCAUGUAUAAAGAUAUAAUUUUUAAUUGAAAAAGAUAAAAACAAAUAAAAUCAGCUCCGUGUGUAAGUGACAAAGAAAUCUAUCGAUAGAUACGUUUUCGAUACUGCAUGCUUGAGACAGAACGAGACAGCAAUAUUUGCCGUCUUGCUUUUGCUUUUACAUGCGAUAAGUUAUUGUCUAUCGAUAAAUUCGUUUGCCAAAUGUCUAGCGGAUACCAAGCAUCACAAGGUGGCGCCGCGGAAUUGUGUGGCAGAGCCCCUAGUUCUUUUAUAAAAUCCAUUGGGAUAACGAAUCUUGACAAAUAUAAGCGACAUUCCGCUCUCUAAGAAACAGGUAUGGAAUGGAGCACGUAGGUAUAAUUAUGGGAACUGUUAAAUUAACACACUGACCAAUUUUUUAAACAAUUAGGUAUGAUUUUGUAGAGAGAUAACAAUUAUUUAAUUGAUGCGACAAUUUGUUUAAAAAUGGAACGCAAAAUAUGAUAAUAAUUGGCUGAAAAUUAAAUACUAUGCGCUCACGACUAUAAUCUGUAGUGGGUGUAGUCAGAGACAUUGUCGCUUGGCCUAAAAAUGUUCAUUAUAACUUCAUACUCAAUGAUUUAUAUUAUGUAAAAUGUAUAUGUUCGACAUCCAAAAUUUUUGUCGCGAAAAUUUUGAUAAUGUCACAAAACUGAGGCUUGAAAUCUGCUUUUCGUACGUCGAAAAGUCACAAAUUUCAAUCUCGUCGCAUAUUCUGUAUUGUGAAGCUCUCUAAGGGUGGUUGUAAGUGAACACUUCACGUAACCUCGUAACGUGUCUGCUCAGCAUUAUAAAAAUGUUAAUUUGUUCUUAUUUGUUUCGUAUCCAACAUUUCACCAUCCAAUGGUAGCAGGUUCGAUCCUAGUUAAUGACAAAUUUAAGUAUGCGUGUUUAUUGUCUAGUUGCUACAGUAAAGACUUUUAGUUUGGCACUAGAUGGCGUGUGAUAUAUCCGACUCGUAAACUUAAUAUAAUGUACAUAUAUUCGUUAAACUAUGGCAAAAGAAUUUGUCGGUAGACACGUUUUCGUUACAGCACUUGUGAGAAAGAACAAAACUUAAAAUAUUGCUGUCUCGUUCUCUGACAGAUGAGAGCAAACGCUGCAGACGCGAUACGAUGGUACGUAAAAAUUGUUGGUGUCUCGAACGCACCCUUACAAUGUUCUCAUCUUUGAAGCUCAACAUAAAAAAAAAAAAGAUUGUAUCUGAAUUAUAAUUUGGUACAAAGACAUACAAAUUAAGAUAUUAUUCCUAUAUUAUUUACAAAUUUAGUAUGUUAGUAUAAUAAUAUGGAAUGUUAACUUCGUGCUUAGUAAUUUAUUUCAUAGUAAGACAUUUUUGCAUUUUGUUUAUUUACGAGAUUGUAAUCGUUUAGGAACGUGUAAUUAACUGUACUUUGUUUGGUUUUAGAAAAUAGAUAUUUAAUAUACUUUGUAACUUUUGUAUUAUAGUGAUAUUUCGAGUAUACGCACAGCACGAUGACACGUAUUUGUAACAAAAUAUCAAUUAUAAACUUCAUAUACAGGGUGUGAUGAAAAAUUUUAAAUUUGCAUGCUCAGUAUUCAGGAAACUGAUAUUUCUAUCCGUUUUCCUCGAGGAAGGUUUCUUGAUGUGAAUACUAUUAGUUAAUUAGUUGUGUUACACCCUGUAUAUCGACUAAAUUUCACAUAGCGAUGGUACAGUAAACGCACAAUAUAUAUAUAUAUAUAUAUAUAUAUAUAUAUAUAUAUAUAUAUAUAUAUAUAUAUAUAUAUAAUUUAAAUAAAAAUCUCUUGUACAUUUUGUAAAUUCUAGCCUUAUAUUUAAUAUAUGUCUAUAUCACUUUAUAUCAAAAAAUUUCUACAACUCUCCUAUUAUAUUACAUAUCGAUUCAAUUUAAUGAAGAACUACAUAUGCAUGACUGUCUAUGGAAAUAUCGCUUUGACAUAUAAUCAAAUUGCUUUUUAGUCUCUAAUAAUAAUAUAUUCCAUAUUGUAUCCAUCGAUAAAUUGCCGGCCAAAAUUGCAGUGUAUUGAGCGGGUACUCAGCAACAGCAUUACAGAUUGCGACUGCAUUGUAUAUUUUGUAAAAGUAACUUUAAUUAUAUUAUGUACAGGGCUGAAUUUUGUCUGUCAUUACUACUGGGGUAUUGGACGUUUCACAAAAGAUAAUGUGAAUUGUAUAUUUGCUCUAUUUUUGUAUUUCUCUUUCACUUUCUAUCACUAAAUAGUUGUGCUUAAGUGGACGAAACAGCUAUAUGAGCUCUUUAAAAGGUGGGAUAUUGUGGCAGUGAAAUCACUGGGUACAGAGUCAUUAAUUACAAUUUAAUCCACACAUUAAAUAUGAAUCACGGUGUAUGAUAUCCAUGGUGCUGCAACUCUAUAACCAAUGUAACUUUAUGUGAGGUGAGCUUGUUUACCAUUCUCUAAGUUGUAUAAAUUAUCACAAAAGUGUACUUGAGUUUCAAACUGAUGAUUAGAAGGCCUAUACUACGAAUUUGUGAACGAUUUGCAUUGUAGUUCUAAAAGUCGCUCUGAGCUCUUGGCCUAUUCACAUUAUUGUCCCGACCAAUUGUGAUACGUCCAAAGUCCCAUAUACUGUUUUACUAAAUUAUUUCGCUGCAGAUCCGAUGGUCGCUGUGGUGGCUUGUACGGACGUCGUGCCUUAUUUAGAUAGUUUAAGGAAUUUUGUUUUCAUUUUCUAAUAAAAAUAUGUAUUUACAAA
Molecule: messenger RNA, 6155 nt
Organism: Galleria mellonella (greater wax moth)
Lineage: Eukaryota; Metazoa; Arthropoda; Insecta; Lepidoptera; Pyralidae
Exons: 15
Coding region: 180-3176 (998 amino acids)
Source: RefSeq, a predicted model, not a curated record